AUGUCACAAGGUCAGGAGCAGUGGAUCCAGGUUCAAGGGGCAACGUCCGACGAGUUCUGUGCUUGCAUUGCGGGCUACUUCCUGUUCCGGGGCCGCUGUGAGCUUUGCAUCACCGGCUCCAUCUGCCCAGGGUCCAACUACCUGCAGCUCCUCCCCGGCUAUUUCUCCAGCGUGGACGAGCCGGGUGAGGUGUUCCAAUGCUUCGGGGAGGCGGAUCGGUGCCCGGGAGGGGCGCCGGGAACCUGCGCAAUGGGAAGGGACAACAGCAGCGUCGCUUGCAGCACGUGCUUGCCGGGCUCAGUUGCAAAGGGAGGGGAAUGUUUGCCUUGCCAGUCUGGGGACUAUUUUCUGGUGAUCGUCAUGGGCAUUCUCGGCUGCUGCUGCGUUGCCGUGCUCUACUUCGUGCUCAUGCGGAAAAGCCAGCAGAGCACUUCCCCCGAGAACCUACUCAUCGCAGGGCUGGGGCUGGGUCAGAUGGUUACGAUCGUCCAGCAGCUGGCGGUGAUCCAACAGUUCAAGAUCGAGUGGGGGGAGCCCUUCUCGGGCAUGCUGACCUCCUUGGACGUCUUUGCCUUCGACCUGGACUUGAUCUCGGUGGGUUGCGUGGCGCCCAUGGGGCCGGUGGCCAAGUUCGCGACAAGAACUCUACUCGUGCUGGUCUUGUUUGCCGUGGCUUGUGCGGUCCACUUCAUAUUCAUCGCGCUCCAGCGAGCAAAAGGCUUGCGGUUGUCCGUUUUGGGCAGCACAGUGGGGACGCUCUUUAUGGUAUUCUUCAUAUCGGUCUGCUCGUCCCUGCUUGCGCCUUUUCGUUGCAACUUACACCCCAAUGAGUUGUCAACGCUCCAGGCCUAUCAUGAAGUCCUCUGCAACGGCGAGGGCGAGCAUUUGAGCAUGGCGUUGAUUGGUGGAUUUUGCUGCAUUCUGCCUCUCACAUUCCUUGUAGUGUGCUCCUGGAUUAUUCUGUUUCAACUUCCAAAGUGGCUGGCAGACGGAGACGUGAAGAUGAUUCGAGCUUGCUCCUUCUUGUUUAUCCGCUUCCGGCCCGGUGCUGAAGCCUUCUCUGUGGUGUUCUUCAUUCGAAACGCGCUCGUUGUGAUUUGUCCUCUGAUACCGUCAGUGUCAGGCAGAGUUCUCUCCAUGAACCUGGUGCUGUAUGCGAGUCUGAUCAUCGUGGCCUUUGCUAAGCCAUGGCGCUCUAUGCUUUGCAACGUGCUUGACAUAUUCCUGGUGGCAGGGCUUCUUGUUAUCUUGGGGAUGGGCUCCCUCUUCGUGCAGGUGACGAACGAUGCCUCUUUCUCCACUACGGUGAUUUGCAUUGCAAUUUUCGUGUGUAUGUUUCUAGCUAUCUUUGGGUCCAUCAUGUAUGGCAUCCUCAAGCAUCUCCUGCUCAAGUACCGCAAGCCCUUCAGGUUCUUCAUAUGCCACCAGAAGAACGCGGCAGGCAGCUAUGCCCGGCUGCUUAAGCAGGAGUUGCAGCUCCGCGGUUCCCGCUUCACGACGUUUGUGGACUGUGAUGAUCUGAACGACCUGACCAAGCUCUUUAGUUAUGUCGGGCAGGACACCGAGACUUUCGUGAUUCUUGGCUCACCGCAGAUUUUAACUCGGAAAUGGUGUGUCGGCGAGAUGGUGAACGCCCGGCUGAACAAGGUGCACUCGGUUCUGCUGACUUUCCCUGGCUUCGUGAAGCCUGAUGCGAGCUUCAUUCGGGACUACGCUACGCUGGUUCCCGAUGUGUCCGAGCUGUCGAACUACAACAUCGGCCUCCAGGAGGUUGAGGAGACGCUGCGCUGGAUCGGCACGAUCUCUAUGAUCGAGGUGCCCGGCCUCUUAAAUCCCGACAGCAUCGAUGAUGUUGUGUCGGGUCUGUCCGGGUCCACAACCAGGACAAGAGGUUCGGCGUCCAGCGAGGAUGCGGGUUGCGUGAUAGCUGCAGAUUUGGAUAAUAUGGAGGCUGCUGCUACAGCCUUUGUUUUGCUCGGGCUGAUUCGCAAGAAGGUCAUGACGGGAGUAGCAGGCUCUGUGCCUACAGUUCUCAUGAAGAAGCAGACGAUUACCCGGGAUGCGAAAUCGGUGCUUCUCAUUUGCAGCGAGGGCUGCUUCAACUCUCGUCAAGUUGCGGAAUGGCUUCUGCAAGUGCGCCAAGCGGAGCAGUGUGCACUGCUGCCCAUCAUUGCAGAAGAUGGGUUCCGGUUCCCGUCCCAGUCGACCUACGACCAGCUCUUCACGAAUCCAGAUUUGCAGACUCUUGAUCUCGAGGACUAUGUCCAGAUCAUCAAGGCCGUGUUCCAGGAGAUUGCUGUGGUCUUCUCCCCACAGAACUAUUCCUCGACCGCGGAAGACCUGGAGCUUCGGGCUACGCAGGUAGCGUGGCGCUUGUCGAACGGCCUGAAGCCGCUGGCCGCGAAGGCUGAGAAGAAGCAAAGCACCAGCGAAGGCUCACAGGACGAUAAUUUAGUUUGUACAAAAGUGCGCACCGUUAUAAUGUGA
Molecule: messenger RNA, 2487 nt
Organism: Symbiodinium natans
Lineage: Eukaryota; Dinophyceae; Suessiales; Symbiodiniaceae
Source: the annotation of a GenBank genome assembly